AUGGUGAUCGAAGCAAAGGAUGUCGAGAAGCCUGAUCUCGAUCUUUCAACCGUGCGUCGGAUCCUCGUUUUGGACUUCUCUGCUGUAAAUUACAUCGACUACAUGGGAGCCAAAACAUUGAAAGAGGUGAUUGCCGAGGCGAGAAGGUGCAAUAUCGUCAUCUACAUAUCCGGCGCAAACGGAUCUAUCCUGGAUUGCAUGGAAAAGGCAAAGAUUACGCCAGACGAGAUACCCGCCAUCCACAUCUUCCAUCAAAUAAAUCAAGCCUUCACAUACGCAAAGAGCACCAGUAAGCCGCAU
Molecule: messenger RNA, 300 nt
Organism: Mesorhabditis spiculigera
Lineage: Eukaryota; Metazoa; Nematoda; Chromadorea; Rhabditida; Rhabditidae
Source: the annotation of a GenBank genome assembly